Molecule: messenger RNA, 435 nt
Organism: Neurospora tetrasperma FGSC 2508
Lineage: Eukaryota; Fungi; Ascomycota; Sordariomycetes; Sordariales; Sordariaceae
Exons: 2
Source: RefSeq, a predicted model, not a curated record
CUCGAGCAUUCUGAUCUUUCGACAAUGAUCAAGUCUGACGAUGGCAGUGUUCUCCCCGAGUCUGCAUGGGGCCAGUGGGGUAAAUUGUUUGAUGCGGCGGGCAAGAAAAUUGGGAAGAUCAUGGCGAUGGCUGACAAUGGCCUGAUGGAGAAGGCGAUGAGGGAUGCCGGCUUUAUAAACGUCGAAGUAAAGAAUUUCAAGAUGCCUACCUCGCCCUGGCCAAAGGACCCGAAGCAAAAGGAAAUUGGCCUCUAUUAUUACGCGGCGAUCUCGUCCGAUGUUGAAGGUGUCAUGCAGUAUAUGUUCGCAAAUGUAUUGGGAUGGACACAGGAGCAGAUCGCGGUAUUUGCUGCUUAUGCGCGCAGAGAAUUGAAAGAUAUGAGCAUACACGGAUAUGUAAGGUGGAAGGUGGCGUACGGUCAAAAGCCGGAGUAG